Molecule: messenger RNA, 387 nt
Organism: Coffea arabica (coffee)
Lineage: Eukaryota; Viridiplantae; Streptophyta; Magnoliopsida; Gentianales; Rubiaceae
Source: RefSeq, a predicted model, not a curated record
AUGAAAGGAGGGGUAGUAUCCAAGAAGGGAAAGAAAUUAAAGCCGAGGUACAUUGGACCCUUUGAAAUUCUCAAACGAAUUGGAAAAGUGGCUUAUCAGCUGGAUUUACCUCCAAGUAUGAGCAAGAUCCAUAAUGUCUUCCACGUAUCUAUACUUAAGGAAUAUCAUCCUGACCCAAGUCAUGUGAUUCAAUUGGAUAAAGUUGAUGUAGACGAAUCUUUGACAUAUGAAGAGCGACCAGCUAAGAUUUUGGAUCGAGAAAUUAAGGAAUUGAGGAAUAAGCAGAUUGCCUUAGUCAAGGUCUUAUGGAAAAAUCAUGACGUCGAGGAGGCAACUUGGGAGGUAGAGAAGGACAUGAAAGACCAGUACCCAGAGUUAUUCGUCUGA